Molecule: messenger RNA, 1449 nt
Organism: Gregarina niphandrodes
Lineage: Eukaryota; Apicomplexa; Conoidasida; Eugregarinorida; Gregarinidae
Exons: 2
Coding region: 1-1449 (482 amino acids)
Source: RefSeq, a predicted model, not a curated record
AUGGUUCUAUUUCAGGUGUUUACAGAAGAUGAGUGUAAGAGCUUGUCACUCCUCUGUCAGUGUUACGGAAAGGGGCUGAAGCACGGCGUAUUUUUAGAGUCUCUGGUUUACGAGUGUAUAAAUGGUAGUUCUAUACAUAAGUUGGUGGAGGAGAAGCCAUGGCUCAUGAACGAAGUUGCUAGAGUACGAGAGAAGUUUCUCAAGUACGAUGGCUCCGGAGUACCGUCAGUUGUCCAGACCUUUCAGCGCCAGAGGGAAAAGCGACAGCGAGAGUGUCUCGGCGAUGUGCAUCCGGCCGAGAAACUAUGCUGGGUCAUGCACCUCGGUAGACUCCUGUACCCCGUGGAACAACAGUCCUCACUCGAUCCUUUAAUCAAACCAGAAGAGUCUCUGGAACCCCUGCAUAUUAUGCCGUUACCACAUAGGUCGUUAUUGCACGCGUCUUUAGCUCAUACGCCAUCAUCACACACAUCCCCAAAUCAGGACAUUAAUUACCGGCCUGGGAAACUGAUCAAAGAUAAGUUUGAUGUAUCCAUUGUGAACACCACCGAGACUUAUCUUCAUGCCUUUGUUCAAGCCCUCUCGCAUUUGGCAGAAACUGCGAGCAUACAUGAAAGAUGCAGCUUCAGGAAAAUCGGUAUCCUUAUAGAUUGUCAAGAGAUUAUCUGUAAGGAAUCUUACUCACUUAAAAUGCUAGUAGACGCGAUUUCCCUUCUGGUGGGGGGGCUUUCGCCUUUGUUUCUGGACGAAGUUUGCGUCGUGAAUGUUGAGAAGCUAGGCAUAUUCGGCUGGCGUAUUUUGGAAGCAAUAACCGGUUGCUUUAAGCAUUUUCAUCUGGGUCAGGGUAGCUUACCUCGUGUGCAAAUCGGGCUGUCACCUAACCGAUGUCUUAAGCAGGCGAAGGAUGUAGCCCAGUUGCUGAAAUGUCCAUUGGAUACCGGGUGUUCAAGACAUAGUGUGUGUCGUCAUGGUCUUGAUGCACAACGAAGAAGGAACCGACGCAAGGAAUCUUUGUCAGAUAAGAAGUGCCGUGACGGAUCGGAGUUGUGGAAUACUAAGAGAACCGCAUGCCUUAAAGACCUCCACGAAUUUGACUCUUUUAUGACCAGCAAGUUGAACAAAGGCUCCCUCUUUAUGGUUGUGGGUAAUCGCGCUCUAGGUGGAGGCCUAGGAUGUGAAUACGGCACCAAGCCCAACCACCGACUACAGGACUGGAUGCACCGGAACGGCUUGCACGUGCCUCCGGCGUGUACUUCCGGAGGGCCCGACGUAUGGGAUCACGUAUGGUUCUGCGCGCGGCAGCGAGUGAAAUAUAACAUAGACCAGGACGACGUGCUCAAGUUGGCCCUCGAUGUGGCAGACAUGCAGUGUAGCAAGAAACAACCUUUGAAGGGGUUCGGUGUGUCCGCAGGAUACGACCGGGCCGACAAACCUGGUUUAAUGCCGUAG